Molecule: messenger RNA, 941 nt
Organism: Ipomoea triloba (trilobed morning glory)
Lineage: Eukaryota; Viridiplantae; Streptophyta; Magnoliopsida; Solanales; Convolvulaceae
Product: dof zinc finger protein DOF4.6-like
Exons: 2
Coding region: 115-846 (243 amino acids)
Biological process (GO): regulation of DNA-templated transcription
Molecular function (GO): DNA binding; DNA-binding transcription factor activity
Source: RefSeq, a predicted model, not a curated record
UGCCAUUCGAUCCCAAACAUUCCUUUGGAGAAACUCUACUCUAGUCUAGUGAGAUAAAAACUGGUGAUUUAAUUUUUCUUUUCAAGAAAACACUUUUUUCUUCCCAUCCUAUCCAUGGAUAAUGCUCAAUGGCCACAGGAGUUAGUGAUGAGACCAAUGGAGGAAAUAGUACCAAUAAUUGGAAACACAUCAAGGGGUGAGAGAAAAGGUAGUAUUAGGUUUCAGAAAGACCAGGUUUUGAAGUGUCCAAGAUGCAAUUCUGCAAAUACUAAGUUUUGCUAUUACAAUAACUAUAGCCUUUCACAGCCAAGAUACUUUUGCAAGACUUGUAGAAGGUAUUGGACUGCAGGUGGAUCUCUGAGGAAUAUUCCUGUGGGUGGGGGUUCAAGAAAGAACAAGAAACCUUCUUCUUCACUCAAGAAAAAAGUGGCUGAUCUUGUGCCACCUGUCCCAAUUUCUGGUGAUCAUCAAAGCUCUAGCAAGAUCCAUGGGGGUGAGGGUCAUCAUCAAGAUCUCAACUUGGGAGGUCAAGUUUCAGCUAUGGAGUUGUUGACUGGGUUCACUUCAAUAGGGUUGAGCACUGCUCCUUUCAUUUCUGAUCCAAAUUUGCUUUACUCUCAAGCUGGGAUUUUUUUGCCUCAAUCCAAACAAUGCCUAAAGAUCUGUUUGGAUGGGAUUGGGAAUGGGAAUCGCCAGCAUCAUCAUCAUCUUCAGCCAAUGCAAGAUACUACUACUAAUACAAGGUUUUUGCUUCCCUCUGAAGAUUUGAGAAGCACUGCAAGUGAUCAAGACAGAGAUUGGAACAAUGGAGUUUUGAGAGGUGGUGGAGGAGGAGAAUCAUGGUAAUUAAAGAAAAUAGUUCUUCGAUAAGUCUAAUCCCAGAUUUUUUUUCCUAUUUAUCUUUGUGGAUUUAAUUUUUAAAUAUUCUGGAUUUUAAUUUA